AUGAACUCUGUUAUCAACGGGGAGACCAUUCAACCCAGGUACGCCCUCGAAAGCCGAGCGCAGGGCAGCGCAACCCUAGUAGCUCCCAACGACAAGAAUGCUAGCUGGGCCAACACCAAUGGCGAAGACGUGGUCCUCAUCGACGCCAUCAUCCAGCAAGUCGAGGGUGAUCUCUGUAGGCAUCCGAGCUCUCGCUUCGCGACAGGGUCAUCGCCUCCGGGUUCUUCGAUUGCUGAACAAUCUUCUCUAGUGUCAAAGUCCUUGUUCGUGAUCUGCAUUUGCAUGGCGCCGAAUUUGGCGGAAAGAUAG
Messenger RNA from Penicillium samsonianum, 309 nucleotides. RefSeq lists its product as uncharacterized. The record is from RefSeq and is a predicted model, not a curated record. Gene Ontology annotation, molecular function: feruloyl esterase activity. Lineage: Eukaryota; Fungi; Ascomycota; Eurotiomycetes; Eurotiales; Aspergillaceae. The transcript has a single exon. The coding region runs from base 1 to 309 and encodes 102 amino acids.